CCUGGAGGUAUUGGUGAUCCACUGUUACUAGUUACGGAAGCCCGUUAAGCGAAAGCUUCUAUUUCGUCCAAAACCAUUUGAACCAUUUGACCCAUUUGACCCUGAAACAUUACAAUUUCAGAAGGUUAAUUAGUUGUAUGUACAUACGGGACAGAUUGGUCGCAUGAGUUUAUCUACUGAACAUAAUAGUGCUACUAAUAGUGAGCAAGAAAAUCAGCCAGAUAAAGUGAUACUUCUGCUUAAGGCUGCUGGAAAUGCUCCUGUAAUGAAAAAGAUGAAGUGGUCUGUAAGCAGGAAGCAGAAAAUCCAUUGGGUAGUGGAUUUUAUAAGGAAAUAUAUAUCAUGUGCUCCUUCUGAAUCUUUAUUUCUCUACGUAAAUCAGUGUUUCGCACCGGCCAUGGAUGCUGAGAUAGGUUCACUGUAUGACUGUUUCAGUGUAGAAGGAAAACUAAUUUUACAUUAUUGUAAAACUCAGGCGUGGGGAUGAAAAUAUAUUUUCUGUUUAUACUUAUACUUUAACUCACACUUUUAUUUCUUUUUUAGUUCAAUGCAGGCUCGGCAAGUAAAAGUAGAUGGUUUGUUCCCAGUUUUCGACUAACAUUUUUUGCCAGUUGGUAAUUUAAUCAGUUACUUUAUUGAAUCUGUGAUUCAUUUGUAUUUAUACGAAAGAAAUGUUUACCCCCGUGCUUCUUUUACUGACUUUGUCGCUUUUGGCCUGCAUUUGAAGACCUGCGAUAAUCCCGAUGUAAAGAAGUACAUUUUCGACUGUACUGAAUCCUUACGACCCCAGAUUUCGGAGAUAGAUGAAUUGCGUGUUGUAAUUAAAUCUAUUUCCACCAGUCCAUUCGAGUCGAAACCCAUUGAAUCACUUGUUUUACAGUUCAAUAAACUAAAUGAAGAGUUUAUCCGACAGGAUAUUUGUUUCUCGUUACUACAAGAAUAUUUUGCUACUAUAUUGAUUCGUUUGAAAAUUCUUGACUCUUUUCUGCAACCACUAGAGUUUGAGACGACUUGGGAACCAUGGGUACAUUUCUGUUCGUCUUCAUAUCAAAAUGAAAAUCCUACAAUGUCAUGGAGUUUGAUACCAAAAAGCAAUACAAAUGUUACUAAUUCCGGUUCAGUUUAUCCUAUCAAAUCAUUCCAAACUGAAGAUAUUCAAAUGCAAGUGUUUUUACUUCAGUAUUGAUGUGUUGAAGAAGUUUUCAAAUUCUAGUUGAGCUUUUACAAUAAAUUUGUUAUCUUCACAUCAGUUUUCUCUUAAUUUAUACCAGAACAGCCAUUCAAAUCCAUCAUGACUUUUGGCCUGCUAAUUAUCCCGUAACAAAAUCGCCAAUCAGAACACUGAUUCAUACGACAUUCGCCCUGUGCCAAGCCAAUGACGCGUUAACCAGCACAAGCAACCUAGAGUCAACUCUGAGUCUUUAUUGGUUCUUCUCGCCUUGCACGCCCGUUGAGUCCAGUACACAAUCUCAGCUUCCACUGUAUGAAUCAUGUAUUUCAGACAUACUCAGUUUAUAUACAAGCAAAUUAGACCGGACCUCACACCACAAAAUAGAAAAUAACUACUACAUAAGAUCAAGCCAAAAAGUGAAUGUGAAUGUGAGAGACUGUUACCAAUAAAUCGAGAAUAAGUUGAGAAUGGUAAAUCGUGUCGCAAUAGCCAAUAGAUCAACUGAAGGGUAUACGUAUAUAUAUAUAUAAUCAUAGUCCAUAAACAAUUCCUAGAAGUUACCAUUCGUUUGUUCUUCGUUAGGAUGUAACAAGAUCAAUGAGUAAUAAGAUUUAAAUAGUUUCCUAAUUUUUCAAAUUAUUUAAGAAAAAGAUAUUGUUUUGAAGGUCAAACAUCAGGAAUGAAGUUCUAGUAGAAGACAAUAAUCUUGGUGCAUACUAUUCAACAACAAUAGCUGUGUGCUUAUGUUUUGUAAUCUUAGAAGUAGAUGAAUAUCAUAACUGCUUAAAGCAUCUACGGUGGUGUCAUAAAUAAGAUUCUAAGGGAACUAGUAAUUCAGCAAAUAAAUCAAUUAAUGUAUAAAGUCUGUUUGAUAUCAUAUACCGAGAUAAUGUGUCUGUGUAAAUAAUUUUCCUCUCACCAAGUAGUCAAACUUCCAGUGGACAUGUGAAUUCUGUUCUUAUGUUAUGAGUUAAAAUAAAU
Schistosoma haematobium is the source of this 2152-nucleotide messenger RNA. It is a transcript of the gene ATG12, whose product is annotated as Ubiquitin-like protein. Gene Ontology annotation, cellular component: cytoplasm; phagophore assembly site membrane; Atg12-Atg5-Atg16 complex. The coding region runs from base 164 to 487 and encodes 107 amino acids. Gene Ontology annotation, biological process: C-terminal protein lipidation; autophagosome assembly; nucleophagy. The transcript is spliced from 6 exons. Lineage: Eukaryota; Metazoa; Platyhelminthes; Trematoda; Strigeidida; Schistosomatidae. The record is from RefSeq and is a predicted model, not a curated record.